UAGUGUUCGAUGUACGCUUGUGUUGCAGUCGCGUGACGCGUCAACAUGAGGAGUGUGGAGCUAGUUCUGUGUUUGUGCCUGUGUCUGGGCGCGCGGGGCGAGGGCGGCGAGCGCGAGGCGCGCCUGGUGCGCAGCCCGCAAGGCCCGGUCAAGGGCUACAAGGACCCCGGCGACAGCAUAUUCGUCUUUUACGGGAUCCCCUAUGCCACAGCGCCUACGGGAGCUGAUAAGUUCAAGGCUCCUCUUCCUGCUUCAACGUGGUUAGAACCUUUGGAAGCUGUUGACGACAACAUAAUAUGUCCUCAAGCUGAACUUCAUCAUGUUGCCUUCGAAAAUAAGACCAAACAGGAAAACUGUCUUAUUGCAAAUGUUUUCGUACCAGAUACCAACCAAAAGAAACUACCAGUGGUAGUCUACGUGCAUGGAGGAGCAUACCAAGUUGGGUUUGGAAAUCUGCACACACCCAAAAACUUAGCAAGAAGCAAGAGAGUUAUCGUAGUAACAUUCAACUAUCGCCUCGGAGUUCACGGAUUUCUUUGUUUAGGCACUGAAAAAGUACCAGGAAAUGCUGGAAUGAAAGAUCAAGUACAACUUUUACAUUGGGUCAAAAGAAAUAUAGCAAGUUAUGGGGGAAACCCAGAAGAUGUCACCCUAGCAGGGUACAGUGCAGGCUCUUCAGCCGUCGAUUUGUUAAUGAUUUCGCCUAUUACCAGAGAGUUAUUUAACAAAGUUAUUUCUGACAGUGGAUCAAACUUAGCCCCUUGGUCAGUUCAAGUAGACCCACUUGAAAAUGCAAAAAUCUUUGCAAAAUCGAAUGGUUUUGAAAAUGUAGUUGACGUGUACGCUUUGGAAGAGUUCUACACUACAGCAAGCUAUGAUGUGCUAACAUCAGACCCUUUUAUGGACAGAACUGACUUUACGUUCGUGUUCUCACCAUGUAUAGAACGUAACACAGAAGGUGCUUUCCUCACUGAAUCUCCAUACAACAUUUUAAAGAACGGCAACUAUAGAAAAGUGCCAGUUUUGUUAGGUUUUGCCGGAAUGGAGGGCUUAUUCAGAUUAAAUCUAUUUGAAACGUGGAAGGAUAAAAUGAACGCAGACUUCUCUGCUUUUCUACCGCAAGACUUACAAUUUGAAAGUGAAGAACAAAAAGCAGCAGUUGUUAAAAAUAUCAAAGAGUUUUAUUUUGGCAAAAAACCAGUUAGUGCAGAUGAAGAAUCUGUAUUGUCUUAUAUUAAUUUUAUGUCUGAUUUAUAUUUCACUUAUUCAACUUUAAGAGCUUUGAAUUUGCACGUGAAUGCAGGACAUGACAAAAUAUUCUUGUAUGAAUACAAUUUUGUUGAAGACUCUACGCCUAUUGUACCCCAUACACAAGACGUGAGAGGAGCUACACAUUGUGCUCAAACCAUCGCUGUACUUGAUGGAAGUAAUAUUGAUGUGCCUUCCGAAGACGAGAGUAAUAUCUCUGACGAACUAAGAACUAUGAAAAAACUAAUGCGUGAACUAUGGCUUAACUUUAUGAUGACGGGGAGUCCGGUGCCGGCGGGCUCCGGGCUGCCCGCGUGGCCGGCGGCGGGCGCGGGCGGCGCGCCGCACAUGUCGCUGGCGCGCACGCUGCGGCUGCGCGGCGCGCUGCUGGAGGAGCGCGCGCGCUUCUGGGACGCCAUCUACGAGCGCCACUACCGCGCGCCCGCGCCGCCGCCGCCGCCGCCUGCCAGGCGUUCCGAACUUUAAAACAUAAUUAUAAUUUUUGUAAAAUUGUGAGCUCUGAUGGAUGUUGGGCCCCCGCCCACUGUGAUAUGGAAUGCCAGGGGCCAGUCCCCCCCCUGAAAAAUAAUACGCUAAUGCUGUCCUAACUAUUAUCGUAAUAUGAAAUAAAUGAUUAUUAUUUUACUACAAUUAAUGUAGUUUUAUUCUUUACAAAGCUAUCAUUUGGGGGGUAGUAUUUAACUGUACCCGGUCUAACCCGGUUUACCAGAUUACCGGAGUACAAGUCUUACCUCCGUAAUACUUGCUAAAGAGGUUUCAGUAUUGUUUUUUUUUU
This is a messenger RNA of Ostrinia nubilalis (European corn borer), 2044 nucleotides long. RefSeq names its product esterase FE4-like. Bases 46 to 1734 code for a protein of 562 amino acids. Lineage: Eukaryota; Metazoa; Arthropoda; Insecta; Lepidoptera; Crambidae. The record is from RefSeq and is a predicted model, not a curated record. The transcript is spliced from 3 exons.